Molecule: messenger RNA, 1771 nt
Organism: Nerophis lumbriciformis (worm pipefish)
Lineage: Eukaryota; Metazoa; Chordata; Actinopteri; Syngnathiformes; Syngnathidae
Gene: entpd6
Product: ectonucleoside triphosphate diphosphohydrolase 6
Cellular component (GO): Golgi apparatus
Molecular function (GO): hydrolase activity
Source: RefSeq, a predicted model, not a curated record
GACAUUUAAAAAUGUACACAUGACGUGUCAUAUUCUUUAUUACCCACGCCUGCCGAUGUGACGUCAUCACCAAGCGACAGUCCACAGUGUUGACAGCGGCAAAGCGAGCAAUGAAGACGAACCAGAAGAAACGGUGACUUCCAACUUUACCGAAUAUCUAUUACUAGUUCGUUCAAGCUACCUCAAUAAAAUGAGCGGCGAUGAAGAGAUCCAGGCUGCUUGUACUCGUACUCUCAGCCGCCUUCGUGCUGGUCUAUGUCUUACUGGUCAGACGCCACUACUCCACGGGCGGUCCUGACACGCGCCGGCCGCCCCCCCAACUGCCCGCCAGCGUCGAACACUUUCAGUAUGGCAUCAUGUUCGACGCCGGGAGCACCGGCACCAGAAUCCACGUUUUCAAGUUCAAGAUGGACGGUGAAGACGGUCCCGCUGUGGUCCGCGAGACCUUCCGAGCCAUCCAGCCCGGACUGUCCGCCUACGCCGACCAUCCCGAGGAGUGUACCGCCGGCAUCUUGGAGCUGCUGGAUGUGGCGAAGGCCAGCGUCCCGUCCUCCGUGUGGAGCGCCACCCCGCUGGUUUUGAAGGCUACCGCUGGCCUCCGCCUGCUUCCCGUCGAGAAGGCCAACAACCUUCUGGAGCGGGCGAGGGCGCUGUUUGACACGUCGCCUUUCCUGUCCCAGCACGACAGCGUGUCCAUCAUGGACGGCCCUGAUGAAGGAAUUUCUGCAUGGAUCACCAUCAACUUCCUCACGGGUUCCCUCCACCACGCCCACUGGGCCACGGCGGGCAUGUUGGAUUUAGGCGGGGGGUCCACUCAGAUCACCUUCAGCCCACAAGACGAGAAAAGCGUCCAGACGUCGCCCAUUGACUACAUCAGGUCCUUGACCCUGUUCAGCAUCAGCCGCACCCUCUACACGCACAGUUACCUCGGUCUGGGCCUGAUGUCCGCUCGACUCGCCGUCUUGGGAGGCGUCAACGCUCCGCCUUCAGGCAGCACUGAGCUGGUGAGUCCCUGCCUGGCUGCAGACUACUCGGGCAGCUGGGAGUACGCUGACACCGUGUUCACUGUGAGCGGACAUAGGGCAGGGGAGGAGCCUUACGAGGCGUGUCUGACCAAGGUGAAGAAGGUCCUGUCGGGGAAGGUCAACAUGGCCGAGACCGCCGGCGUGGACUUCUAUGCCUCCUCCUACUACUACGACCGGGCCCUAGACCUGGGCCUCAUCGACAAGGUUGAAGGAGGACGCAUCCUGGUGUCUGACUACACGGGAGCAGCUAAAAAGGUGUGCAGCGAGAUGUCCCUGAGUCCUCCACACAACCCUUUCCUCUGCCUGGACCUGGUCUACAUGUCAGUCCUGCUGCAGGAGCUGGGCUUCCCGCCACAGAAACCUCUCAAGCUGGCCAGGACCAUCAAUCAGGUGGAAACCAGUUGGGCCCUCGGAGCGAUCUUCCAGUACAUGGAGGUCCUGCAACCCACAGAGAACUGAUCCUAGGGCCUGAACCCAAAAGAUCAGUCCUGCUCUGGUCUUCGGACGACCAGAAGAAUCUUGCUGGAACUUCACUUCAGUUCUUCUGGACUCCGUUAUCCGUCUCACGAUUGAUAGUUUCUGUUUCUGGCAUCGAUUAGUCAUGUCUGGCAGCUCUCUUGAUGUCUGAUCACAAGACUCGAUAGAGGAUUAUUUCUUCUUCUUCCACAAUUCCACUGGAAGCUCGUUUUCACCACUUAAAAAUACCCCAAUGGUAAGUCAUAAUAUGAGAGGGAAAAUUGAAAUGA